AUGCCGGGUUUUCAUAAGAAACGAGUGAUUGGUGUAUGCGAUGAAGAGUUCGAUGAAUACACGUGUGGAUUUGAUAGGAAUCGAGUGGUCGGUGUGUCUGAUGAAGAUCUGCAAGAGUUCUCGUGUGGUAUAUGUCUGGAGAUAUUUGUCGACCCAAUGAGUAUGUUAGGAGUGAUAGGGAGGGCUCGCCAUCAUCUCAACAAAUAUCACAUCGAAAGCAAGUUCUGGUCCAUUGCUGAGGCCGGGUAUGACUUGCGGACCAGUAUUAGUGUCUCAAUCGAUGCCAUACUUAACAAUAAUAGUUAUAAAGACAUCUCAACUUAUAUUAUAAACGCUUUGAAUGGGUGUGAAGAGGGAAAGGGAUGUUGGAGUAAACGCUGGAAUUGUGUGGUAUUGUCGAGAAGUGGUGGUGAGAGUGAUAUCUGUGCUGUCGAUGACUACUUCAGGGUAUCGUUUGGCGACUUAUUUAUUGUCAUAUUUUCGGUCCAGAAUUAA
Messenger RNA from Oppiella nova, 495 nucleotides. Lineage: Eukaryota; Metazoa; Arthropoda; Arachnida; Sarcoptiformes; Oppiidae. The record is from the annotation of a GenBank genome assembly.